Fraxinus pennsylvanica is the source of this 507-nucleotide messenger RNA. Lineage: Eukaryota; Viridiplantae; Streptophyta; Magnoliopsida; Lamiales; Oleaceae. The record is from the annotation of a GenBank genome assembly.
AUGCAGUUGAUGAGCGUGGAUGGCCUUACCAGAGAGAAUGUUGCUAGCCAUUUACAGAAGUACAGGCUUUAUCUAAAGAGGAUGCAGGGCAUGUCCAAUAAUGGAAGUGGUGGCAACAAUAGCCCUGCAGCAUUGUCUGCUUUAGGAGUCGACCCUGCGACCGACCAUUUGUUCGCCAGCUCCCCUGUGCCGGCGCAUUUUUUGCACCCAAACAGGCCGAAUUCUGAUCAUUUCAUGCCCUUUGUGCCGGUAGCCUCAAUUCAGCAUCAUCACCCAAUGCCGGUGGUGGGGCCAGGGCCAGGGCUGCUCCACCAUUCCCAACAGCAAUUUAGACAUUUUGGGACUUCACCUUCGAAUGGGCAGUUUGAACAUCCGUUCAUUAGGCCUUCACAGGCAGUUCAUAGCAAUAACGGUUCUGUCAUUGCACCACAUUUGGAGGAUUUGGAGUUGGCCACUCCCACAAAUGGGAGGAAUAUUCUCUCUCUUUUUCCAUCUUGCGAUGUUUAA